Molecule: messenger RNA, 8006 nt
Organism: Caenorhabditis auriculariae
Lineage: Eukaryota; Metazoa; Nematoda; Chromadorea; Rhabditida; Rhabditidae
Source: the annotation of a GenBank genome assembly
AUGACAAGAAAGAGUCAGUUUUUUUUCUUGUUGAAGUGAAAAAAAUUGAAAAUUUUUCAGACGGACAAAAAGGCUUCCAACAGAAGACCUUCUCCUCCGCUCGUGAGUUUCUUUUUUGAAAUUUGACUUGAGGCUUUAACUUCAAACUCGAAGAACUUUGAUUACAAGUGAAAUUUCAGGCCGGGUCAGCGAAACUCAGCGACAACAAGCCCAGCUAAGUGAGUAUUUGUUUUUUUCGAACUUUUUUUAUUGGAAAAAAAAGUUUUUUUAAACUUUAUUAACGGUUCAUUUUUCAGACCAACGCCGUGGCGGUCCAGUCGUUCCCAGGAACGCACCCGUCGUUGCGCGAAACCAACCUGUCGUUGCCGGUAAGUUAUCAAAAUCAUCACUGUCCCUAUAAAAUCCAAAUUAUCUACAUUCGAGGUCUUUUGAAAAAAUUUUCCAAAAGUUUCAAGCGUGCUUAUUUUUGUGUUCUGUGCAGUUUGCCGGUUUUCCAAAAGUGAAAUAGAUACAAACUAGUUGAAAAGUGUUGAAUCCUGAGAUCCAUAAUUUUUAAAUUUCAAACUUUACUACUUUUUCUUUGGAUUGAUGUUAGAAUAUUUUUCAGCUGUACUUCCUGUUCGUGGAGGUGGCGCUCCGCGUGGAGGGAGAGCCGGCGCAGGCGGUCGUGGAGGAGCCCGUCGCAGUGCGCGUCUUGUCGCCCGUGCCCCAGCUGCUGCUGAUGAACCAGCAGCCAUUCAUUUUUGGUGAUUUUUUUCAGGAAAUCUCAUCUUGAAAAAUACACUUUUUUUCUGUAGCGCAAAAAAAUCUGGUGGGAUAUACAAUUUCACGAUAGGAAAUAAGUAUCCUAUGGUUCAAACCUUUAGAAGGAGAGUUAACCCCAAUUUUCUGAUACUGUUUUUUCUAUCUGAGAUCAAUGAAGAUUUCAUAAAAGUUCCGUGGUUUUUUUCAAGGCAACAGUUUUUGCUGAACUUUCUAUCAGACCUUUUUCGAGAUAUUAAAUCAGUUAAUUUUUAAAAAUUCAGCCGAAGCCGUCGAACCGGAGCUUGUAAACCUCGAAGAAGGCGUCGCUGUGAACGGAUCAGUGGAACCUGCCGAAGUUUCCAUCAUCAGCAGGCCUACGCCUGGCGAAAACAUUGCCAGUAAGUCACUUUGAAGAUUCCGCGCUAAAGUCAAACAUUCUGGAGCAUUCUUUCAAAAAAAGUUAGAAGUUUUUAGAUCAAAAUGAAUAUUAAUCAGAUGAACUUUCAUGAAAUACGGAGUAAAAAAACUCAAUUAGUUUUUGAAAAAAAGAGUGUAUUCUUUGACGAGUUCUGAUAAAUAUUUUUUUUUCAAGUCCACCAGUUUGAUUCGAACUUUCGCUUUACAAGUUUCAGGCGUCGCCUCGCAGAAAGACAGCUCGGAGAACCUCACUUCAUCGGGUCCAGUCAUCAAGCGUCUGAAGGUGGACAAAGGCACUUCGCCCUUCGGUAGGUAUUUCAACUUUACUGCAAAAAGUUUCUUGAGAUCAACAAUUCUUUGAAACUCCAAUGAUUCUUCGAAAUUCCAAUGACAAGAUUCUGAAACUAGCUUUUCAGUCUUGAAAUGCAUUUUUUUUAUCAGCUCCGCCAAGAAAUCCCGCUUCUUUGGCUGUCCCAAAUUCAUCUGCAAUGAAUGAAGGCAACGUCGUUGUUCAACUGGCGCCCAACCAGCCAAGUAAGAUUUUUCUGAAAAUUUCCUAAAAAGAAUAGAUAAAGCUAAGAUUUUCAUGGAUUUAUUCUUUCUGCAGAUCUGUGGACACCCCCUGAGUUUCAUUUUUCCUCAAUGGCCGCCGCUAUCGUCUUGAAUCGGUGGACGUCGGAAUGGAGGAAGGUCCAACUGAUGCGGCUGGAGCCGAUCCGAACUCUUCCGCGAUGAGUGCGUUUAAAAACAUAUUAUUAACCAAAAAAGUAUUUAUUACGUCAGCCAGUCAGACUAAAAUGAUAGAACUGACAAAAUGCUUUGAUGCAGUUAUUUGUGACUCCAAAACUAUAAAAACUUUGAACACAACUUUCAAAAAAUAUGUUUGAUCGAAAUUUUUAGACUUUAAAGACUUUUUGAUGUUUUAAACUGAUUUGAAAAAGAUUCAGGAACGGACGUCAACUCCUCUUACGUGGUUAGUCCGGCCGCCUCUCCAGCGACUCUUGCCAUUUUGGCAGGUGAGUUGCUUCAAAAUUAUCAACAAGAAUAUUUCUUUUUUUAUUCAGUCAUUCCCAAACUUCAAAAACUUUUUGGAUAAUCUCAUGAAAUUUUGAUUUUUCUAAAGAAUUCCGGAAGUCUGUGAAACAUUUUUCGAACAUUUGAUAUUUUUGAAACUUCCGAGAAAUUUUUUUUUUUGAUAGAAAAUGUUUUCAGAAAGAGCCGCUUUCAUCAACGCCAGGAACACUGUCGCUGAUUCUCCUGCCGUCUCUUCUCAAGAUCACCGCGCCGGAAACGAUGUUGCUCCUUCACCUGCCGUUUCCUCUCAAGGCGGCAGGCUCAGUCAGGCCUCCCUGGCGACUGUCUCAUGGUCGAGCCGUGAGUUUUUUUCAAAUGUUUAAUAAUUAUUCUGAAUAUGAAGUUGAAGAUGUUUUUCUUCUAUUUUGAGAAGCGGUUUUGAACUUUCGGCAUUUUUUUCGAAUUUCUUAGUUAUUGUUUUAACUUUCAUAGAUUCAGGUACUGACGCAAGUUCCUCAAGAAUCGAUAGCCCGGCUGUGUCGUCUUCAACACUUGCCUCGAUGGCAGGUGAGUUGCUUCGAAAUUAUCAACAAGAAUAUUUUCUUUUUAUUUAGUUAUUCCCAAACUUUAAAAAUUUUGGACUAUUCAUGAAAUUUUGACACUUUCUAAAGAAUUUUGGGAAGCCGGUGAACCUUUUUUGAAUUUUUGAUAUUUUUGAAACUUGAAAAUUCUUUUGAGAUUCCAGUUCCUUGAUAAAUAAUCUUUUCAGAAAGAGCCGCAAUUAUCAACGCCGGAAACAUUGUUGCUGAUUCUCCUGCCGUCUCUUCUCAAGAUCACCGCGCCGGAAACGAUGUUGCUCCUUCACCUGCCGUUUCCUCUCAAGGCGGCAGGCUCAGUCAGGCCUCCCUGGCGACUGUCUCAUGGUCGAGCCGUGAGUUUUUUUCAAAUGUUUAAUAAUUAUUCUGAAUAUGAAGUUGAAGAUGUUUUCUCCUAUUUUUGAGAAGCGGUUUUGAACUUUCGGCAUUUUUUUCGAAUUUCUUAGUUAUUGUUUUUAACUUUCAUAGAUUCAGGUACUGACGCAAGUUCCUCAAGAAUCGAUAGCCCGGCUGUGUCGUCUUCAACACUUGCCUCGAUGGCAGGUGAGUUGCUUCGAAAUUAUCAACAAGAAUAUUUUUCUUUUUUUAUUCAAUUAUUCUUAAACUUUAAAACUUUUUGGACAAUUUCAUGAAAUUUUUGACUUUUUCUAGAGAAUUUUGGAAAGCCUGUGAAACUUUUUUUGAACUUUUUGGAACUUUUUGAAACAUGAAAAUUCUUUUGAGACUUCAAAAUCUUGAUAAAUAAUAUUUUCAGAAAGAGCCGCUUUCAUCAACGCCAGGAACACUGUCGCUGAUUCUCCUGCCGUCUCUUCUCAAGAUCACCGCGCCGGAAACGAUGUUGCUCCUUCACCUGCCGUUUCCUCUCAAGGCGGCAGGCUCAGUCAGGCCUCCAUGGCGACUGUCUCAUGGUCGAGCCGUGAGUUUUUCAAAUGUUUAAUAAUUAUUCUGAAUAUGAAGUUGAAGAUGUUUUUCUCCUAUUUUUGAGAAGCGGUUUUGAACUUUCGGCAUUUUUUUCGAAUUUCUUAGUUAUUGUUUUAACUUUCAUAGAUUCAGGUACUGACGCAAGUUCCUCAAGAAUCGAUAGCCCGGCUGUGUCGUCUUCAACACUUGCCUCGAUGGCAGGUGAGUUGCUUCGAAAUUAUCAACAAGAAUAUUUUCUUUUUUUAUUCAAUUAUUCUUAAACUUUAAAACUUUUUGGACAAUUUCAUGAAAUUUUUGACUUUUCUAGAGAAUUUUUGGAAAGCCUGUGAAACUUUUUUUGAACUUUUUGGAACUUUUUGAAACAUGAAAAUUCUUUUGAGACUUCAAAAUCUUGAUAAAUAAUAUUUUCAGAAAGAGCCGCUUUCAUCAACGCCAGGAACACUGUCGCUGAUUCUCCUGCCGUCUCUUCUCAAGAUCACCGCGCCGGAAACGAUGUUGCUCCUUCACCUGCCGUUUUCCUCUCAAGGCGGCAGGCUCAGUCAGGCCUCCCUGGCGACUGUCUCAUGGUCGAGCCGUGAGUUUUUUUCAAAUGUUUAAUAAUUAUUCUGAAUAUGAAGUUGAAGAUGUUUUUCUCCUAUUUUUGAGAAGCGGUUUUGAACUUUCGGCAUUUUUUUCGAAUUUCUUAGUUAUUGUUUUAACUUUCAUAGAUUCAGGUACUGACGCAAGUUCCUCAAGAAUCGAUAGCCCGGCUGUGUCGUCUUCAACACUUGCCUCGAUGGCAGGUGAGUUGCUUCGAAAUUAUCAACAAGAAUAUUUUCUUUUUUUAUUUCAGUUAUUCCCUAAACUUUAAAAACUUUUUGGACAAUUUCAUGAAAUUUUUGACUCUUUCUAGAGAAUUUUGGGAAAGCCUGUGAAACCUUUUUUUGAACUUUUUUUGAUACUUUUUGAAACUUGAAAAAUUCUUUUUGAGACUUCAAAGAUCCUUGAUAAAUAAUCUUUUUCAGAAAGAGCCGCUAUUUCAUCAACGCCAGAAACACUGUUGCUGAUUCUCCUGCCGUCUCUUCUCAAGAUCACCGCGCCGGAAACGAUGUUGCUCCUUCACCUGCCGUUUCCUCUCAAGGCGGCAGGCUCAGUCAGGCCUCCCUGGCGACUGUCUCAUGGUCGAGCCGUGAGUUUUUUUCAAAUGUUUAAUAAUUAUUCUGAAUAUGAAGUUGAAGAUGUUUUUCUCCUAUUUUUGAGAAGCGGUUUUCAACUUUCGGCAUUUUUCGAAUUUCUUAGUUAUUGUUUUAACUUUCAUAGAUUCAGGUACUGACGCAAGUUCCUCAAGAAUCGAUAGCCCGGCUGUGUCGUCUUCAACACUUGCCUCGAUGGCAGGUGAGUUGGUGCAAAAUUGUCAACAAGAAUAUUUCCUUUGUAUUUGGUUAUUCUCAAACUUCAAAACUCUAGAAGACUGUCGCAAAGUUUUAAGAAUUCGAAAAGACUUUUUUUGGGGUGUCUGUGAAACAUUUUUCCGAACAUUUGAUAUUUUUUUGAAACUUAAAAAUUAUUUUGAGACUUCAAAAUCUUGAUAAAUAAUAUUUUUCAGAAAGAGCCGCUUUCAUCAACGCCAGGAACACUGUCGCUGAUUCUCCUGCCGUCUCUUCUCAAGAUCACCGCGCCGGAAACGAUGUUGCUCCUUCACCUGCCGUUUUUCUCUCAAGGCGGCAGGCUCAGUCAGGCCUCCCUGGCGACUGUCCCAUGGUCGAGCCGUGAGUUUUUUUCAAAUUUUUCAUGUUUUUAGUCAAAGUAUGAUGUUAGAGAUCUUUUGUUUUUAUUUUAGAGUAGUCGAUUUUGAACUUUUCGGCACUUUUUUCGAAUUUCUCAGUUUUUGUUAUAAUUUACAAAGAUUCAGGAACUGACGCGAAUUCGGCAGGAGUGAAUAGCCCAGCUUUGUCGUCUUCAACUCUUGGGCUCAUGACUGGUGUCUCUCCAAACAUGCCGCGAGCUGUGGACUUGAACACCUCCGAACUUCGCUCGCCUCAUUUCGACUGUCAGUUUUUGUUCGCAACUAUUUCUUUUCUUCAAUGCGAAAAAUCUUCUCGAAAAAUUUUUCACACGUAACAUUUUAUUGAAAUUGGGGACACCAAACUCAAUUUCAGUCUCGAACAUCAGCACUGUCGAUGUCGCAAUUGGCAGGAACAUGUCGGAUGACCGCGAAAGAACCGCUUCUUCUGGUUAGUUUCACUCCGAUCGUUAAUUAUUUCCUUAACCUCAGCUCUUAUGAGUUGUUUCAGAUUGAUAAGAAAAAAAGUAAUUUUUUUGGAAUUUAGAAAGAGACGUCAGCGUGAGUGUCACCGUCAAUGCCUACGACCUGGAACUGGACAAUUCGGUCGGAUCAGUUGCCGACGGCUCUCGGACCGCCGGCAGGCCCAGCCAGUUGUCUUCGAUUCAUUCGAUCGGUGAGUUACCCAAAAAUUCUAACAUUCGAAAACAGCAGAUCUUCGGAAAUCAAUUUUUUUCUAAAAUUUCCCCCAAUAAGUCAAAUCGAGUUGCCCAAUAACUUCGACUUCUUCUUCUUGAUUUUGCAAAGCAAACUUCUCUCUUCAUUUGUCCUGGCCAUAUUUUGGUUUGAAUGUAAAAACAUUUGAAACAGUUGGAGCAAAUCAAACUUUCAGCUUCCGAUGAGCCGACUGGUGAACCAACGAUUGCCCCUGGGAUUCUGAAUCAUCGGCAUAUUGGUUUGUCUUUUCUUCAUUUUGAGGCUAAUAAUUGAAGAGGAGACCCAUUCUCGGAUUGUAGUUCUGAAUUCGAUAUUUCAUUGCUUCUUGAAGGUAUUAUCUUUAUUCAGUUGACGACUAUUUUUCAGAGCCUACUCCAGAUCCCAAUGCGCCGAAGCCGAUGCCGACAUUUGAAGUUUUUUCUGAGAGGGAGCCACGGGAUUUUACGAUUCUCCAUAAUCGAGGUAUUUUUUUAUUUAAUAAUAGAAUCCCGUCAUACUUCUCUAACUCCGUGACUUUUCAAAAAAAACGAGGAAAAAUUUCAUCUUUCUUUAUCUUCGCGACUUUAGAUUGUCCUCAGAAAACCUUCAGUUUUCAAUAUUUUUUCAACUUUGCUAAUUCAAAAAAUUUGAUUUUUCAGCCAAUGAGAUUGAAAUUGGAACCGGCGUCGAGGAACUCCGAUCUCCGGGAUCGCGCCGUCGCUCUCCGUUGAAUCCGACCCUCGGUGAGUGUUUUUUCUCACUAUUCAGCUGUAUAUUUCUAUCUAAAGAAUUAGAGAACAAAUCUUAUCCCUAAAAAAAUCGUUUUUUUUUUAUCAGUAAGUUCGAGCUGUGACGCUUUGAAAUGAACGGAGCGAGUGGCAAGAUUUGAUGUAGACUUUUGAAGAACGUUCAGAAACUUAUGCAAAGAGCUUCUUCUGUAUAAGCGUGACCACAUCGAGUUUUUAGAACAGCUUCAUUUUUUAUCCUCACUUUUGUUUUUCAAAAUCUCAAGGCUUUAAAAAAUUUUUGAUUUUGAAAUAAGAAACCUUGAUUCCACCUUGAAAAUUUCCUACAGGUAUGACUCCUACGGCUUCCGAACUUCUCCACACCGUGAGAAUUCCCUUGACUUCGCCGACUGAACAUCGGAACGACUCUCUGAUCAACAUCAACAGCGCUGACGGUUCGGCCUUUUCACCUGCCGUUGUCGGCCACGGCGUCGGCAGGCUCAGUUCGAGCGUUGUUUCCAAUGCUACUCGUAAGUUCCUUGAUAAUUUCAGCGAAACUUUUUUCGAAAAAAGAUAUGGAUCACGUUUCAAUACUCAGAGCUCCUGUUGUUUUUUUGUGAUUUUGGGAUGAAAAACUUCAUUAUUUCGUAAACCGAAAACUACAAAAAAAUGGAAAAAAAUAGAUUUUACACUUACUGUUCUUCUGACAUUCACGAAUUUUUGAAACGUUUUUUUCAAACGUCGAAAUUUCAGAAGACACUUCGGCGACUGCUUCGUCUGUUGGCAUGAGCGCUUCUCCUUCGGCUGACGCCUCGAACGACGACAAGGUAUCCCAAUUUACGCUAAAAAAAUCUGAAUUUGCUAUCUGACAGCAAUUUUUUUCUUUUUGAACUUUAAAAAAACUUUUCUCCAAAAUUUAAAAAGAAAAAAACCAACGGCUUUUUCUUCUCAGAAACCUUUCUACUAUAAUUAAUUUCCAACCAAGAAAAAAAGUUUUCAAUCUUCAAAGUUUUUCCAUUAAGUCAUUAAUGUUUUUCAGGAGGAUGCUGAAAUCGGCAAUUCGACCGACACGGACAAGGUAAAAUAUCUCGAUUUUUGUCAUUUCUAAUUUGAAUUUUUCAGGCCGACUGA